Drosophila gunungcola (fruit fly) is the source of this 1804-nucleotide messenger RNA. RefSeq names its product chloride intracellular channel exc-4 (gene Clic). The record is from RefSeq and is a predicted model, not a curated record. Bases 274 to 1059 code for a protein of 261 amino acids. The transcript has 4 exons. Gene Ontology annotation, cellular component: cytoplasm; apical plasma membrane. Gene Ontology annotation, biological process: chloride transport. Gene Ontology annotation, molecular function: chloride channel activity. NCBI's taxonomy places the organism in Eukaryota, Metazoa, Arthropoda, Insecta, Diptera, Drosophilidae.
GAACGGUCACUCAAUCGUUAAUACGCUUUGGCAGCGCGCAAAUCGAAGAACAAACGAACGGCAUAUUUUUUUAACACUCUGUCCCCGUGUGUGUGUGAGUGCGUCCGAGUGUUUGUUUUUGUGUGUGUGUGUAUUGGCAAAGGAAAUUAGCACAACAAAAGCGAAAAGGAAAAGGAAACGAACACGCACGCAUCUCGUCACGCGGAUAAAAACACUUCGAUCCGAUCAGAAAUCAUAAAUCAGAAAUCGUCUGUAAUAUAAUCGCAAUUCGCAAUGUCGUCCGAAGUGGAAUCGCAGCAAAGUCAGGAGACAAAUGGAACCAGUAAAUUCGAUGUGCCCGAGAUAGAACUGAUCAUAAAGGCCUCUACCAUCGAUGGCCGGCGAAAGGGCGCCUGUUUGUUCUGCCAGGAGUACUUCAUGGACCUGUACCUGCUGGCCGAGCUGAAGACGAUCAGUCUGAAGGUGACGACGGUCGAUAUGCAGAAGCCGCCGCCCGACUUUCGCACCAACUUCGAGGCCACACACCCGCCAAUCCUCAUCGACAACGGACUGGCCAUUCUCGAGAACGAGAAGAUCGAGCGGCACAUCAUGAAGAACAUCCCCGGUGGCUACAAUCUCUUCGUGCAGGACAAGGAUGUGGCCACGCUGAUCGAGAACCUGUACGUCAAGUUGAAGCUGAUGCUGGUGAAGAAGGACGAGGCGAAGAACAAUGCCCUGCUCUCGCAUCUGCGCAAGAUCAACGAUCAUCUGGCCCCGCGCAACACGCGUUUCCUCACCGGCGACACCAUGUGCUGCUUCGACUGCGAGCUGAUGCCACGCCUCCAGCACAUCCGUGUGGCGGGCAAGUACUUUGUGGACUUUGAGAUCCCGACGCACUUGACGGCGCUGUGGCGUUACAUGUAUCACAUGUACCAGCUCGACGCCUUCACACAAUCGUGCCCGGCCGACCAGGAUAUCAUUAAUCACUACAAGCUGCAACAGAGUCUCAAAAUGAAGAAGCACGAGGAGCUGGAGAUGCCCACGUUUACCACAUCCAUUCCAAUUGAUAUUUCGGAGUAGGUUUCCUAAGGAGCAGAGCCAUGCAGCCACACAUCAACUUAUAGCAUACAGCAACCACAAUAUUUUGGACAACUUUACAACAACAACAACAACAACAACAGCAGCAGCAACUCUGAGGACUAUACAUAGAUGUAUACUUAACGGAUAAAACUAACCAAGCAUAUAUUAUAAUAUAUAUAUAUAUAUAUUAUAUAUACCUACUAUAUAUAACGAGUACAUAACAAGCAUAACAAGUGUUUUUUAAGCAGCCGCGUUGCCUUUCUUCAGCUAUGCUUAAUUUAAACCUAAACCUAUGCCUAUUUAAGCACCAGCCACAACCAAUCGAGCAGGCUUUGACUUCUGACUUACUUUGCCCGCCCGUAUGUAUUUUUGUUUAACUAAUAAUGAUCCAUUUGUAUUUGAGAUACAGAUGUCCAGAUGUCAAUUAAAACUUAUCGAUUGCCUGAACAGCCGCUUCUCGGUCUCGGACACAUUUUUUUCUUACUUUAUAUUUUGUAUUCUGCAAGGAGCUUUUCUUUUUUUUUUUUUGUAUUUAAAGACAAAUCUGUAUUUUUUUUUUUUGCAAAAUUUUGAUUUUUAAUUUUUAUUUGCUCCCUGGCGCAAGUUGCCAUUUUGUUCGCUUUUAAUUUUUAUUUAAAUAUUUUUAUCAUAAAAAGAAAAAAAAAAAAAAAAAAAAUAGAAGAGGAAAUGAAGAGUAUUUUUUGUAUUUAAGUGAAAAAUUACAAAUAAAAACACAAAAAGACAA